Messenger RNA from Dothidotthia symphoricarpi CBS 119687, 1913 nucleotides. RefSeq names its product arylsulfatase precursor. Gene Ontology annotation, biological process: phenol-containing compound metabolic process. The record is from RefSeq and is a predicted model, not a curated record. Bases 77 to 1768 code for a protein of 563 amino acids. NCBI's taxonomy places the organism in Eukaryota, Fungi, Ascomycota, Dothideomycetes, Pleosporales, Dothidotthiaceae. The transcript is spliced from 7 exons. Gene Ontology annotation, molecular function: N-acetylglucosamine-6-sulfatase activity; arylsulfatase activity; glycosaminoglycan binding.
AUCUGCGGUUGAUAGGGUUCUGCAUUCAACUUGUCACUCUAUCAAGGGCAGAGAUUUGCACUGAAAAAAAGAUACGAUGAUUGCAAGUCAACUUUUGUUACCUCUGGCGGCGAGCUUCUCCGUCGCGACGGGUCGCUCCUCAACGCCAAAUUUCAUCUUCAUUAUGACCGACGAUCAGGAUAUGCAUCUUAAUUCCUUGGACUAUCAGAAGUCGGUCCAGAAGCAUUUUGCGCAGGAGGGGACGUGGUUCAAGAAGCACUUCUGCACCGUGUCCUUGUGCUGUCCUUCUCGCGUGUCGCUUUUGACGGGGAAGGCUGCUCACAACACUAAUGUGACGGACGUUUCUGCUCCAUACGGCGGAUACCCCAAGUUCAUUGCAGAGGGUUUCAAUGAUAAUUACCUGCCAGUAUGGCUCCAAGCUGCUGGGUUCAACACGUACUACUCUGGCAAGAUGAUGAACGGCUUCUCCACCUCAACUUACAACAACCCGCGCAUACAGGGCUGGAACGGAUCAGACUUUCUCGUCGAUCCCGGCACCUAUAUCUUCUACAACAGCACCAUGGUUCGGAACAACGGCACACACAAAAACUACCCUGGCGAGUACUCUACCGAUCUCGUUGCUGCCGCAGCAGUGGGAUUCCUCGACGAAGCUAUUGCUGCUUCGGAUCGGCCGUUCUUUCUUGGUGUGGCGCCCAUCUCUCCCCAUUCUGAGACCAUCACAAACCCGAGACCGACAAAGUUCAAUCCGCCGGUCCCUGCGAAGAGACACGAGCAUCUCUUUCCCAAUGUGACGAUCCCGCGAACGCCGAAUUUUAACCCGGAUACGCCUGGUACUGCGUCGUACUUUAAGACGAUUAGACAGCUCAAUCAAUCUGAGAUCGAGUACAACGACAACUGGUACCGCAGAAGACUACAGUCCCUGCAAUCCGUGGACGAGCUCAUCGACUCAAUAAUGGAACGCCUGAGCGCCAGUCCCGAAGUCCUCGAGAACACAUACCUGAUCUACACUAGCGACAACGGUUUCCACAUCGGACAGCACCGCCUACCACCCGGGAAGAGCUGUAAUAUCGAGGAAGACGUCAACAUUCCCUUUUUCAUUCGAGGCCCCGGCGUGGCGAAGGGAGCCGUGCAAACCAUCCCCUCCAGCCACACGGAUAUUGUGCCCACAAUCUUCAGCCUCGCGGGAAUACCCUUGCGCGACGACUUCGACGGCGAAGUAAUCCCCGUUACGGACGACCUGCUAGCGAGCAGUGAGAAGAGCGAACAUGUCAACAUCGAGUUCUGGGGCGAGUAUCUGGUCGAGGGGAAUACGUUUUUCGGCCAGGACUACUUCCCGAACAACACGUACAAACACGUGCGCGUCAUUGGGGAGGAGUACGAUCUUGCGUAUGCGGUUUGGUGCACGAAUGAGCAUGAGCUGUAUGACAUGACGAACGACCCCUACCAGCUGCACAACGUCUACAACACCAAUGGAACCGUGAACGGGUGGUCCAUCGAGCGUCUGAGCUCGCGGUUGAAUGGUCUUUUACUCACGCUCAAGCGCUGCAAGGGGCACGCGUGCACCAGGCCGUGGGAGAAACUGUAUCCCGCGGGCGAUGUGCAGAAUCUGAAGGACGCGAUGGAUGAGCGAUACGAUGUGUUUUAUCUGGAACAUCAGCCUCCUGUUUCGUUCUCGGAGUGUGCGUUGGGGCAGAUAUUGAGCGUGGAGGGGGCGCUGGAGCCGGUGGUUUGGCAGGCCGAGUGGGAUGCUUGGAGUUUGAGUACUUGAGUUGGUGAUGAAGUAUAUAUGGAUAGUUCCUCGUGUUGUGCAAGGUAGUAGUCUGCAUGCCAUGUCGCACUACAUGAUGUACGCUGGGAGAUCGACCUCGUAAUCCAAUACGAACCGUCUCUUGACGUUGUGUGAUUGGCAGCCG